AUGUCUGGAAGAGAAAUUUAUUACUCUGAGAAAUACUACGAUGAAGAACAUGAAUACAGGCAUGUAGUUCUUCCAAAGGAGAUGGUGAAGCUGGUUCCCAAGAACCACUUGAUGUCGGAGCAGGAGUGGCGUGGUAUUGGUGUGCAGCAGAGCCAAGGGUGGGUGCACUACAUGACACAUCAACCUGAACCUCACAUCCUGCUAUUUAGGCGAAAGAAAGAAAAGAAAUGA
Molecule: messenger RNA, 231 nt
Organism: Spodoptera littoralis (African cotton leafworm)
Lineage: Eukaryota; Metazoa; Arthropoda; Insecta; Lepidoptera; Noctuidae
Source: the annotation of a GenBank genome assembly